CCAAUAAACAAGUGGAUAUACACACCUUUGUGUUUGCGCGCGCGUGUGUGAUUCAACGACGCUAAAGUAACCCAAAGCCCAACAGUGAAAUUAGUUUUAAUCGUGUCUGUGGCUACAUUACUGGCAAAUGGAAUACGUAUGUCAAAUAGCUACACACACACACACACACACACACACACACAAUCACACACACACACAAUCACACACACAUACACAAAUACAAACACAUACACACACGCCCACAUUUUAUACGUAUGUAUGUAUGUAUGUAUGCAUGCACAUUGGUGUGAGUGUGUGAGCAGAUAUGCAUGCAAUUCCCACAGCUAUCACCAGCCACUAAAGUGACGAAGAAUGGGGAGAGAAAGAGAGAGAGAGAGAGAAAGAAAGAAAGAGAGUGAGGGGGGCAAUACUACCUGUCUAUAGGUGUUUCAAAAAUAUACAGCGAUCACAAAACAACGACAGAUCUGUGUACAAACCAUUAGUGACACACCUAAAUUCGCCUCCACUCACUGUCGUUAACCACUCAGUCAACCUCAACACACAAAAGGACAGAGAGCGACUACUGUAUGACUACACAUGCUCUCGUUUUGCCAAACCUUUUGGAGGGGGCUUCAUGACGGAGACAGUCCUCUCUCUUCUGAUAAACACGGAUUGAUAUAUACCUAUAGCAUUUAUUAUCUCUGCAGACGUAAUCUCGCUAUCCGGGGUCAUGACCAACUCCGAAGAAAGCCGAGAACAUUUACAGGAAGAUUUGGUGUCCGGUGAUCUCGGUCUGGGACUUGGCUUGAAACCAGGCGGUUUCAAACCAAACAUCAGUAGAGGCUCUUGUUCUGCCUUGGCUACAAACAGUUGUUGUAGUUAUGAGCAGCCAGUUGCAAUCAUGCAAAACUAUUCUAAUCGAACCCCACCGUUUGUCCAGACUCACACCUGUUCUUUAAAUCAAGAAAAUCCUCCGCACUGUAGCGUCUGUAGUAGAUACAUAACAAGUCAGCAAGUAACAUUAACUCAACCGCACAUGGAACACAUCAAGUCCAGAGACAGCACAACCCAACCAGUUACAUACCAUGAAAGCUUAGAUGCUCCGAGACCAGCAUCAUUUCAACGUCCCAGUUAUCGGAUCCAGGAAACAUUAGCUCAUCUAUUACAAGGUCAUGACCUCUUGUUGCCAGGGGCAACUCAGCCGGUGAAUCAAGAACCAAGUAAUUCUCAUGUAAAAAAGUUCCGUUUCAAACCAAAUCAAGAGAAAAACUAUGAGAAAAAAUUAAUAUUCAUGAUUCAGGAAGUUGAAGAAAUAAAGAUGGAAUUUGAAAACUGUCAACUGAGAUUGGAAUCAAAGUAUGAAGCUAUUAGAAUAUUGAAACAACAGAUGGAAAUGUCUCGCAAAGAAAGCAGUAAUUUGGAGAAGAAGAUCAAAUCUGAAAAUGAAGAACUUGUUAAGGCAGUGAACAGUCUUCAGUUUGCUUUGGGCCUCCAAGAGACCACAUUGAUGGACAGCCAGCAGACGUGGGCUCAUAGGUUUGAUAGUGCUUGCAAUGAAAAUGCAAAAUUACUCAAUGCCUUGGAAAAACGAUCUGAAGAAUUACAGAAAGUCCUUUCACAGAAAAUGGCUAUAACCAGAGAAAGAGAUGAGUUAUUGGCCCUGCUUGAUAUCCAAGACAAGGUGAAGUAUGACCGUAUCCACUGCAACCCAAACGAUCGAUACAGCAGUUUUACAACUUCAGAGAUGGCUGUCCUGGGCGCUUGUAUAUGCAGAGGACAAAAGUCAGAGCCCUGUGCUUGUGCCUACUCAGCUGCCAAUAUGCACCGUGAAGUUCUCAGACUUCAACAAGAGUUGGAGCUGAGCCAGCAACAAACUCAAGACAGUUUCAUGAUGGCCAAUGCCUACCGGUAUGCAUUCGAAGAGCAAUUAUUCAGCUUCCGACAAAUGUUGAAACAAAUCAAUGACUUGAAUUUAAAGAAAUCUUCCACCCCAGUUUUGAAGCACAAAUCUCAAAACUCCAGCGGAGGGAAGAAGGAAUCAGUUUUAGAUUUAUGUUCCAGUCUUCUAAAACAAUCUCUUCGGAGAGACAGUAAUUCAGAAAGUGGAAAUGAGUGUGAAAAUUUCAUCCAGGAACAAUAUCCUGAAGUAGCUCAGGAUUUAGUUCAGAAUAAAUUGAAAGAACUCAAUAUUGAUUCCUUAAAAUCUCCCCACCUGAUUACAGUUCUUCUCGAAAUGCUUCAAGAAAAGAGUGAGACUUUAGCUUAUCAGAAACUUGCCAGCAGAAUCUUGGCAAAUAAACUGAAAGAACUUGAAUCUGGCUUAGAGCUUUCAGAUUCACCAAAUAACAAAGAGGAAUAUGAAACAAAGGAGCUGCAAGUGCCAAGUUCCUAGCGAAACAUUAUUCUAUUUUCAUGCAAACCAGAGUUGACUCUAACCUCCAAUUAAUUAACAUAACACCAAAGUUACUAAUUAACACAGCAGAAUAUUAAUUUCUUUUUCAUUUCCAUUUGAUCUAAUUAUGGGAGAGAACCUACAUAUCACCUCUCAAGAGCUUCAUGCUAGCAAAGAGCUUCAGGGUUUUCAACAGAAAUCAUUAAUGUCACUUGUUUAUAUUCUUGCUGUGUGUUUUGUUAAUGUUUGCUUUGGACUUUGCUAACACUUUGCACUGCUCUGAUAAUGUUUGCUCUCUGUUCUGAUAGCGUUUGCUCUCUGCUGUGAUAAUGUUCUAUGGUUUAUGAACCAAUCCACUCCACCUUCAACUGAAUCCAAAGUGACAUGUGUAGGGAAAGCUAUUCAGACAUUCUUUCCUUCUGACCACAGCCCAAAGAUAUUGACUUUUUAACACAGACCCAGUUUAAUUUUAUUGAGGAAAUGGUAGAAGAUUCGUGGAGGAUUCUCACAAGAAGUAACCUCAGCUGACACAGGUCAGAAACAUACAUACAUACAUAAGUGAGAAUGUGUGUAUGUAUGUAUGUAAUUAUGUAUGUGCAGUUAGCAGAGUCAUUAGAGCAUUGGAUGGAAUAUCCUACAGUUUUUGUUCUGAUAGACUGUGCUGUGAGUUCAAAUCCCACCAAGGUCCACUUUGUCUUUCAUCACCAUGGAGUCACUAAAAAUGUCCCAAUCGAGGGUGGUGAAUUCCCAGGGCAUUACAAGAACGAGGUCUUUGUUCUGGCUCUUUGCAUUCUGGGUCAAAUCAUACCUUGAUGUCUGAAAAGCACCCUCACCCACCCCACCCACUAGCCUAUUGUGUCCAGAAAAACAGUCCCCUGCCAGAAAUGGUUUGUGUCAGGCAGUGCCAAGAGAAAUGGGUCCUCCAUCUGGAGGGACAUAUGAAUACAUGGAAGAAUAAACGUAUGCCUUUGCAUACAAAACCUGUAAAAUAUUUGUUCAGCACUGAUUUACAAACACUCCCCUGACACAUUCAUUGAGAGAGGCGUGUUGACACUUAUAACCAAUGACAUUGUACUUUACCAACUGUGAUAUUGAAUAAAAUAAAAAUAAAUAAAACAUAUGAAUAUAAAUACUAAUGCUGGUUUGUGUGAUGUCAGAACUUCAAAGUCACUAUCAACCUACUAAAAAUUCAUAAAUAUGGUAUUUUUUCUAAAAGUACCAUAUUCAUUGUUUAAAGUAUUUAACUUUACGCAUAAAACCAAUAUGAAUAAAAAUAUUGAUUUCUAACUGUGAAAAGAAGGCCAGCAUUCUGUAGAGAAAGGCUGUUGCUUACCGUAUUAGCCCGAGAGAGUUACUUGUAUUUAUUUAAUCAACUCCAAUAGAAUUAAAACUUAGAACACAGAGCCAAAGCUUCAUAGUAACACUCUACUGCUUCGGCUCCACACUAACCUUGAUUAAUUAACAUACUAAAAAAACAGGUGGCAAUUCAUUAGAGUUCAUAUAUUCAUAGGCUUGAAUAUUAAUUGCUCAUUAAUAAAUUAAGCAAUGAUAAUGCUGGUCUCUCCCUCUCCCACCAUCUCUUUAUGACUAUGUGUGUGUGUGUGUCUGUGCAUGAACAUAAACACACAUAUUUAACAUAAAUAUGAGAAAGUUUCUAUCCCUUAAUUGUGUGAGCAUUAUGUUGAGUUCCAGAUGAAAAAUCAAUCCACAAAAUCGAUCCGAUUCUGGAUAUCUAUGACACAUAAUGAAAGCACAAAAUAAUUUAAAUAAACUGUGCUUCAACAAUAUUUACAAACAUGUAUCCUCUAGCUUCUUGUACCGCUACUACAAUGGCCACUGCUCUUCAGAACUAGCUAAGUCCAUAUCCUUUACAUCUGGCCCCAGCUCCAUACCCUCUAUCCCACAUGACUUUUCUCUUCCUAUCAUCUUUUACACUUCCUCCCCUCCUAUGUCCCACAUAAAAUAUAUCACUCAAUCCUUCUGGAUCCCACUGGAAUUUUCUUCCCUACCUACAUUCCAACAGGAGUUCAAAGUGAACAUCGCUCUGCUCUGACCCCUCUCACCAAUAUAAAAGUCAGAAAUUCUAUGAAACUCAUGGCUACUCCCUCUCUUAUUCUGAGUAAAUUGUUAUUCUACUUCAGUUUGAAAAAAGUGGGGUUUGACCCCUUUUCUGACAUCCAUUGUUACUUAACUGUAAAAUAUAUUUCUGCGUUACGCGAUAACAAAAUAUCUGAAAAAAAAAAUGUAUUUUUGUAAUGAAAGAAAUAAAAUGAAUUUGAAAAAAAUGAUUAAACAGUCAAUGUUAUUUACAAUGUAAGGAUGAAUGUGGAAUUGAUUUUAGUGAUUAUUAUUGAUCUGUGAUUGUAUGUACUAACACUGAUUGAUUUGUAUUAACCCUGGUACAGUCCACUUCUAAAUACUCACACUGAGGAUGAUUCAGUUAUGUUGUUUAUGGUAUUUUAUUGUGAUAAUGUUGAUUAUGGUAUAUUAUUGUGAUAAUGUUGAUUAUGAUGUGAAUUGUGAAGGGGAUCAAAGCCGAUGAUAAUGUGGAUUUUCUUACCACUGAAAUUGCUCAUUCUGCAGCAGCUGCUCAUGACUCUACCCAUAGGUACCUCAGUACCAGUAGGUACCUCAGUACCAGUAGGUACCUUACAACAGGCUGCAAUAAAGCCAGUCGUCACAUUACUUUCUUUGGUUGGGUUAAUUCUUCAGGUUUAAAACUACACUCAGUAGAGGCCAGUUAAACUUGCUAGGACAAUUGUGUGUCUAGUUACAGGGUGGUAUGAGAGAGAGAAAGAGAGAGAGAGAGGGGGAGAGGGAGAGAGAGAGAGAGAGAGAGAGAGAGAGAGAGUGAUGGAGGAGGGUGGUUUUGAGGAAUUAAAUACUGCUACAGCAAGAAGACAAACUUGGGAUCUUUUCUGUUUGGUUACUAGCAGCUCCAAAAGAUAAAGUUUACUGAAAAUUUUAAAAUUUGGCACAAUAAUAUACUUUUCCAAACUGAAUUGCUGGAGUUAUUUAAUUUUUUUCCAGAAAAAUGCUUUUAAAAAGUUAUAGAGGUUUAAAGUUUGAUCAUUUUCACCCAGUCAGGAAACAGGAUUUGGAAGCUGACAUUUUGUGCCUGACAAAACAUUUUGUCGUCAAUAUCCUGAAAAUAGCACGUGUUAUCAAUAUUUGUAAACAACACGUGUUAUGUCUCUGGUAAUUUCCUUUCAUGUAAGUAACUGUUUAUGUUAAUUUAGAAGAGAAAAACAGUUAGUUUUAAAGCUCUCAGCGAGAUGUUGGCAAAUAAACUUUAAUCUAAAGAUUUCUCGAAAAAAAUCUUAUUUAGCUGUUAUUUUUAGCACACCUCACAACCACCUCAAUGCUCAAUGACAAAAAGAAACGAGUUAACAAGAUUGCUGUCAACACGUGUUUCCUCGCAGACUUUUCAAAGACUGUUACUAUGUCAACAGACACAAGAGUUCUCAUGUUUCAGCUUGUUAGUAUCGAAACAGACAUGAAUGUGUCUGUGGCUUACGACUGGCUAAAAUUACCAAAAUUGUCAAACUUUUAAUUACUAAUAACUACUAACAGAAAAUUGACACUGGCAGCCGAUUGUAACCAAACAGGAAAGAUCCCAGACUCGUUCAUUGCUACCAUUGGGCUCAUCGGAACUAAUGCAACACAAAGUUCAAAACUGAGACUAAACGGACGUGUUGCGUUUUUGGCACAACGGCGACGGCGGCGGCGGCGGCGGAAGCAGCAGCAGUAGCAGCAGCCGUAGCGUAUAAAGGGAUGUAACUGAUAUCUAUAGUAGGGGAAAUAACUCUAUAUGCUUAACUAAUCUGUGUGAAAGAGGAAGGACGACGUGAAUUAUACAGGUUUUUAUCUUGAUUAUUUUAUAAGAUUAAGAUACAGAUAGAGAGAGAGAGAGAGAGAGAGAGAGAGGCACACAGACAGACAGACAGACAGACAGACAGACAGUCAGACAGAAAGAUAGAUAGAUAGAUACAUGUAUGUAUGUGUGUUUGGAUGGAUGGAUGGAUGAAUAAAUGGACGGUUGGAUGGAUGUCCGUUUAGAUGACACGCGCGUGCCAAAACAGAUGCUGUGUGAUGAGCUGGAACAAGGCAGACGUCCCCAGUGCAUGCUAGGCAAACGUUUCAAAGACCACCUUAAAGACGCAGUCAAAAAGAUCUAUAUCGAGACUAACAGGUGGGAAGAUCUUGCACCGGAUUGGGAUUCUGUGGAAUACUCUGAUUGCUACUGGUGUUAAAAAACUCGAAAACGAACAGGAUUAUAUAGACUGAGUUGAAACGUCCUAGAAAAUGUAUGGAGCAUGUGGAACCCUGUUCCUGUGAAGGGCAACAAAGAAUCUCUUUCGUGUGACCAGUGAGGUCGUAUCUGCAUCUUAAAACUAGGUCUACUCAGCCACAAAUCUGGUUAUGGAGGCACCCUCGUCUUCCAAUAUGAUGCCCAACAUGUUCUCUCGUGCACCUUGUGUAGCAGAGUGUGUGAGUUGACCAGUGGACUCACUCAGCAAUGCAAGGCCCAAGAUAUAGGUUGUGAGGCUGCUGCUUGAAGAGGCUGACUUGUGGUCAGUGUGGUCGGCGCAGUUGUGUCCAUGCCUUAACCUGGCUCUGGUGUCAAGUUGUGUUCUUUAACAAAACACAAGACAGCGUGUUUGAGUAAUUUGAUGUUUCCGAAAAGUUGGCUUAAUUCACAUUUCUUGUGCUCUGCUCUCUGGUAAUAUUUAGGCGACCCUUGUUCAAAAUAUAUAAAUGUGCUUUGGCUUGAUUCGAACAUGAAAUCUUUUCUGGGAGUAAAAGGUCAUCUAAAAACGUCAUUAUAUAACGUCUUUCUCUCAUUAUGACCGUGUAAUUAACUUGUGGUCGACUAACGCUCACGGAAGGGGAGACUGGUCGGGAAGGAUCUACUGGACUUCUUUGAAGCCAGUUGGGAAAUAAUGUGCUGUAACAUUCAUACAUUUCUCAAAGACGUGCAAAAGUCAUGACAGCCAUUUUCUCUUUGGUGGAAUACUUAUUUAAACCAUGCUUAAAAAACAAACCAACAACAAAAUAUCACACACUCAACGAGCAAAUAAACAAAAUAAAACAUUUUAAAUAAAAAUUCAUUUUAACCACUUUUUUUCUCCAGAAUAUACAAAAGGCACAAUGGUGAAUGUCUUGGAUGGCAAUUCUUGCCACGAGGUUUUCUUUUUUCUUUUUUUUUUUUUCAUUUUUUUUGUUUAUAUUAGUAGUAAUGGUUGCAAUGUUUUAAAGAAUUAAUACAAAACAAUAUUCCAAAUUGAAAACGAUAGAAAGAUACACUAACACCACACCAAAAACAAAAA
Molecule: messenger RNA, 7701 nt
Organism: Octopus bimaculoides (California two-spot octopus)
Lineage: Eukaryota; Metazoa; Mollusca; Cephalopoda; Octopoda; Octopodidae
Product: coiled-coil domain-containing protein 125
Source: RefSeq, a predicted model, not a curated record